This is a messenger RNA of Didymodactylos carnosus, 810 nucleotides long. The record is from the annotation of a GenBank genome assembly. Lineage: Eukaryota; Metazoa; Rotifera; Eurotatoria; Philodinida; Philodinidae.
AUGAUGAUUGAGGAUGAUUCGUUACAAGGAACAAGUUCAGAAGUAGAAACAGAUACAACACCAACCACUGAUCGACAACAGAAUGAGAAUAUUUCAUUUUCUUUUGCACAUAUCAUCAAGCCAGAGGAAAUGUUUUAUACAUGCGCGUGGACACUUAUCAAUGAUUCAUCAACAUCCAACCAGCCAAAAGUUUUACUGGCUGCUGCUGGAUUUCGUGGAGUUAUUCGAAUAAUUGAUAUAACAAAUCAAUGGAAUCCUAAUUCUUUGAAAAAUGCUGGCGAAGUUUAUCAUCUGGUUUUUUCAAAAACAAAACCAAAUUUAUUAGUAACAGCCAGUAAAAAUUGUACAGUGUGUCUUUGGGAUGUUCUAGCGUCAAUAAAUUUAGUUAUUUUCCACGGAUCAAACGGACAUACAGAUCAAGUCAUAUGUGCAGAUAUAAACGACGAGGGUACGAUGAUUGCAUCAUCUGGCAUGGAUUUAACAAUUAAUCUAUGGUCCUUAACAAAAGAUGAAAUUGUGAAACAAAUUCAGAUAGCCGAAGAUAAUCGGAACAGUAGCAAAAAGCGAUUAAUAAAAACAUCUCGUAUUGCAUUUCCCGAUGCACAAGCAACAUCAGCUCAUGAAAAUUUUAUUGAUUGCAUUAAAUGGUAUGAUGACUUAAUUAUUUCUAGAGCUGCUGAUGAUACAUUUUGUAUCUGGCAGUGUUUAAAUCAGCCCAAACCACAAGUAUUGUUCCGAUGGGAACUAUCUGAACCAGAACCAUAUUGGUUCAUUAAAUUUGGAAUAUCAUUUGCCGAUCAGGUGCGUUGA